GAGUUGUGUGACCCGAAAGAGAGAGAGAGAGAGAGAGAGAGAGAGAGAGAGAAAGAGAAGAGAAGAGAAGAGAGAGAGAGAGAGAGCGAGCGAGCGAGUGAGCCGAGCUGGAUCUCUGCCUCGCACCGCACAGCCAUGGCGAAGCCUCGCAAGCCAAAGAACGAAGAUUCCAAGCCCGACAACUCUGGAGCCGUAGUACGUCACCAAAAGCUUUGCCUUUCCAUCGAAAUCGAUAAGCGUCGCAUUUAUGGGUACACCGAGUUGGAAAUUGUAGUGCCGGAAAUUGGAAUUGUAGGGUUGCAUGCUGAAAAUUUGGGAAUUGAGAACGUUUUGGUGGAUGGAGAGCCUACGGAAUUCGAAUAUUACCCGCAUAAUUAUCCAAGCGAGGAAAACGAGAGCAGAUGGAGCUACGUGACGACGCCAACCACUGCUGCUGAUGCCGCAGGCUCGGCAUAUUUCUCAGCUCUAGAGAAAGAACUGUUCCCAAAUUUAUUGAUUAAUUGCUGCAAAGCAUUCAAGACUGGAAAUGAAAUGCAAGAGCUACCAGUUUCGGAUAAUGGGGUUCAACAAUCCUCUGGAGAAGCCAAUCAGAAUGUGAGAUUGGUACGUGUUGAUUAUUGGGUUGAGAAAGCGGAGUCAGGGAUUCACUUUGACAGUAAUGUACUUCAUACCGAUAACCAGAUAAGGCGUGCACGAUGCUGGUUCCCCUGUAUAGAUGACACUUUACAGCGUUGCUGCUAUGAUCUAGAGUUUACUGUUGCACAGAAUCUUACAGCGGUUAGCACUGGAAGCUUGCUAUACCAGGUUCUGAGCAAGGAUGAUCCUCCUCGCAAAACAUAUGUAUAUAGAUUAGAUGUUCCAGUUAGUGCUCGGUGGAUAUCUUUGGCAGUUGGGCCUUUUGAAAUUCUUCCUGAUCAUCAAUUUAGUGUCAUAUCCCACAUGUGUUUGCCUUCUCAUUUUUCAAAGCUUCGGAAUACUGUAGAUUUUUUCCAUAGUGCAUACAGCUUUUAUAAGGAUUAUCUUUCGGUAAACUUUCCGUUUGGAUCAUACAAGCAAGUUUUUGUAGAGCCUGAGAUGGCGGUAUCUUCAUUAUGCUUGGGUGCCUCCAUGAGCAUUUUUAGUUCUCAAAUCUUAUUUGAUGAGAAGAUUAUUGAUCAGACAAUAGACACAAGGAUUAAACUUGCUUAUGCCCUUGCAAGGCAGUGGUUUGGUGCUUAUAUCACUCCAGAGGCACCAAAUGAUGAGUGGCUGCUGGAAGGUCUUGCUGGUUUUAUGACAGAUUUGUUUAUCAAGAAAUAUUUAGGAAAUAAUGAAGCACGCUACAGGAGAUACAAGGCAAAUUGUGCUGUGUGCAAAGCAGACAAUAGUGGAGCAACUUCUCUGAGUUCCUCUGCUUCUUGCAGGGAGUUGUAUGGAACUCAAUGCAUUGGUCUAUACAGCAAAAUUAGAUCAUGGAAAUCUGUGGCUGUCCUUCAAAUGUUGGAAAAGCAGAUGGGGCCCGAGUCUUUCCGUAAAAUUUUGCAGACAAUAGUUUCUCGAGCUCAAGAUAAAACCCGUUCGCUGAGAUCUCUUAGUACAAAAGAGUUUCGGCAUCUUGCAAAUAAGGUUGGAAAUCUUGAGCGUCCUUUUCUUAAAGAAUUUUUUCCUCGUUGGGUGGAAUUGUGUGGCUGUCCAGCACUAAGGAUGGGGUUCUCCUAUAACAAAAGAAAGAACAUGGUUGAAUUGGCUGUGUUACGUGGAUGUACAGCUAUGCCAGAUUCAAGUGCACCUGUUAUUAAUUGUAAGCCAGAAUCUGAAAAUCGAGACAGUGACAUUGGAUGGCCUGGGAUGAUGAGUAUCAGGGUUUAUGAACUUGAUGGUACAUUUGACCAUCCAGUUCUGCCAAUGGCUGGAGAAACUUGUCAGUUAGUGGAAAUUCAGUGCCAUUCAAAGCUUGCUGCUAGACGCUUUCAAAAGCCUAAAAAAGGAUUGAAGCCUGAUGGAUCAGAUGAUAAUGGGGAUGUACCUGUUAUUGAUAUGCGCUCCAGUAUGGAAUCACCCUUGUUAUGGAUGAGAGCAGAUCCAGAAAUGGAAUACCUAGCUGAAAUUCAUUUUAACCAACCUGUACAGAUGUGGAUUAAUCAGUUAGAGAAGGACAAAGAUGUUGUUGCUCAGGCACAAGCAAUUGCAAUGCUAGAGGCAUUACCACAGCUAUCAUUUUCUGCUGUUAAUGCUCUAAAUAAUUUCCUCAUUGAUUCCAAGGCCUUCUGGAGAGUCCGGAUUGAGGCGGCAUUUGCAUUGGCUAAUACAGCAUCUGAGGAAACUGAUUGGGCUGGUUUACUUCAUUUAGUGAAAUUUUAUAAAAGCCGUAGGUUUGAUGCAAACAUUGGACUUCCAAAGCCAAAUGACUUCCAUGAUUUUUCUGAGUACUUUGUUCUUGAGGCCAUUCCACAUGCCAUAGCAAUGGUCAGAGCUGGAGACAAGAAAAGCCCAAGAGAAGCUGUUGAGUUUGUUUUACAGCUUUUGAAGUAUAAUGACAAUAAUGGGAAUCCCUACUCUGACGUGUUUUGGCUUGCUGCAUUAAUUCAGUCAGUUGGCGAACUCGAGUUUGGGCAACAGAGUAUUCUCUUUUUAUCAUCUCUUCUCAAGCGCAUUGAUCGGCUUUUACAAUUUGACAGGCUGAUGCCUAGUUACAAUGGGAUCUUGACAAUUAGCUGCAUUAGGACUUUGGCACAGAUUGCAUUGAAGCUUUCAGGAUUUUUUCCUCUUGAACGGGUCUUUGAACUUAUAAAGCCGUUUCGGGAUAUCAAAGCAUUAUGGCAAGUUCGCAUUGAAGCUAGCAGAGCACUUCUUGAUCUUGAGUUCCAGUGCAGGGGCAUUGAUGCAGCAUUGUCAUUGUUUAUGAAAUAUUUAGAGGAAGAACCAUCCUUAAGGGGCCAAGUGAAAUUGAGUGUGCAUGCUAUGCGGUUAUGUCAAUUAAGAGAUGGUUCCAAUCCUAAUGAUGACAUUAAGAGUCAAACUCUUGUGUCAUUGCUUUGUCUGCUUGAAGGCCGCAAAGCUUUCAACAAUAUAUUUCUUCGUCACUAUUUAUUCUGCAUCUUACAAGUUCUUGCUGGAAGGCCCUUAACACUUUAUGGAGUUCCAAGGGAUCAGAGGCCACUGCAUUUAAGUGAGGUGGAAGCCUGCAAUGAACAGAAGAACAUAUUUACUUCCUAUGUUUCAGAAAUCAAACCAAUUUCUGAUGUCCCAAGCCUGUCACAUGACGGCUCAGCUGUUCCAGAACCUCUGAAAGAUACUUUGACUGCUACAGAAGCUUACAUAGAUGGCUUUGCCGUUCCAGAUGCUACCAAGGACAGUUUAAUUGUUCAACCAUCCACAGAUGGAUUGGCUGUUCCAGAGGUUGCAAAGGAUGAUUUACCCAUUCCAGAAGCUUCAAAAGAUGAUUUACCCAUUCCAGAAGCCAUUCCAGAAGCUUUAAAAGAUGGUUUACCCAUUCCAGAAGCUUCAAAAGAUGGUUUACCCAUUGCAGAAUCUUCAAAGGAUGGUUUUCCUGUUCCUGAACCAUCCAAGGAAGCCGAUACCAUUUCGACCAGCCAUGAACGGAAGAAGCCUAUCGUUAAGAUCAGGGUAAGAAGAUCUUCUACUACUAGUAGAGCAGAAGAGGCAGAUAAUCAAACUGUUGAAAGAUCUCAAGGUGGAUAUUGUGAAACUGAUCGUGGGGCUACAAGUUCGGUUUCCGUGGAUGCACCCCACAGAAAUUUUGCAGAGGCUGUGAGCAUUAGCAAUCAAAAUCUUGAAGAAGUUAACUCGUGUCAUGAUCGUGGGUCUCGGAUGACUGCCAGCAUUGGCAGUGCAAAACUGGCAAGUGAUGGUGAUGAAUUAGGUAAAGAACUCCUGUGCACUGCGGAUUCUAGCAUAGUCGCUGCACAACCGCAGCUUGAUGAUCCAUCAUCAUCUAGUUUCAUCCAGGAUAAUAACGUAGAUAUUGAUGCUCAAAAGUAUGCAAGUCUUCAAACUCUUUCGGAUUCAAGGCAUGAUCUGAAUGGCCGUUCAGUUGAAAACGUGAACUCUCAUCAUGGUAAAGAGAAGAAGGAUAAGAAGAAAGACAAGGAAAAGAAGAGGAAACGGGAAAGCCAGAAGGGGCACCGUGAUGAUCCUGAGUAUUUGGAGCGAAAACGUUUGAAGAAGGAGAAGAAGAGGAAAGAAAAGGAGAUAUCGAAACUGUUGAAUGAGGAAGCCAACACAUCCCGUUUGGAGUUUCCCAGUAAGAAAGAGGAACUUGGGAUUAAGUCAGCAGCUACAUCACAACCAAAACCAAUUGAACCCAUUACACCUAAAUUAACCCUCCCAGUGGUUGAUUCAAAGCCACGGGCACCAGAGAAUACUUCUUCUGCACCCAAAUUUCGGUUUAAAAUAAAAAACCGAACGCUAAACAAAUCAUAGUGAUUGUAAUUUGGCCCUCGAAUCAGAGUUUUCUUGAAAUGUGCAGGCAUAUAGCGUUAGUGUGAGAGAACAUUAGAUGCUGUAAAUUAUUUUUUCUAAUUUUUUUUUUUUUUUUUUUUUUUACCCCUUUAAAUGUACUUUUUGUUUGUUGUUAUAUAUUUUGUCUCAAUAAUCCAGCCUGUUUCUGUGUUUUUGUUA
Messenger RNA from Ziziphus jujuba (common jujube), 4620 nucleotides. RefSeq names its product transcription initiation factor TFIID subunit 2. The transcript has 25 exons. NCBI's taxonomy places the organism in Eukaryota, Viridiplantae, Streptophyta, Magnoliopsida, Rosales, Rhamnaceae. The record is from RefSeq and is a predicted model, not a curated record. Gene Ontology annotation, cellular component: transcription factor TFIID complex. Gene Ontology annotation, biological process: transcription initiation at RNA polymerase II promoter. Gene Ontology annotation, molecular function: metallopeptidase activity; zinc ion binding; chromatin binding. The coding region runs from base 136 to 4422 and encodes 1428 amino acids.